AAUGCGCUGUACAACACUUGUGUGACUACGUGUGUGUGUGUAUCAACAAAUAUAAACAAAAUUUGUAAGAAAUUGGAAAAAAAUUGGAAAUAAAAGCAAUAAACAGUGCAGAUAUCAAAUCUCAUCAUGAACGCCUAUUACACUGUGUACUCGGGUGACAAUUUUGACGACGAAUCCAUUGGCGAUGAGCGCAGUGAAGAAGAUACGGACGAUGCAAGCGAAACAGAGUUCCGCAGCCCAAAUCGUUAUGGCAAUACAAAUGGCACCUCAUCGAACAGCAACAACAACAACAGCAGUGGGAACAACAAUAGUAACAACAACAGCAUUGGCAGCAACAGCGAACUCAAAGAACAAAUGUAUCAACACAAACUCAUCAAUUUGCAAAAGCAGCUGGACGAGCUCAACCAAUUAAUGCAUCCAGAGUACAUGAAGCGUGUUCGCAAACUGGACAAUCAACUGAAGGAGCGACGCCGCCUCAACGAGAUCUACAAGGACUAUAUGCGCGAGUGUGUGGAACGUGAUUAUAUACUCGAGAAGAAAGCCGCCCAAAAAGAGUACGAUGAGAAAAUGAUGGAUUUGAAAGACAAUUUGAUAGCCGACUUUGAAGAUCGCAAGCGACAAAUUGAAAAUGAACGCUAUAGUUUGGAGCUGACAAACGAUUCGAUGGAAAUUAAGACGACAGUGACGCGUAAAUUGCGUCGACGGCCCAACGAACCGUUGCCGGUGAUUGAGAAGCGUCGCAAACCAGCGACGGGACAAUUGUUGAUCUAUCAACUGGAUGAUAAGGAAAUAGAAUCGGAUCUCAAGAUGAUACAACGUGGCAAACCUUUGCCUCUACAACAGAACGGCAUGGGCUCGUAUUCCAACUCGCAACAGCAACAACAGCAGCAGCAACACAAUCUGCUCGCCGAGGCCAAUAGCUAUGUGGAGACGCGCAUCGAAGACAAUAAGUUGUUGUAUGAGCGUCGAUGGUUCUGUCGCGGUCAGCAGAUCUACGUGGAGGGCAAGGAUAUGAACAAGUUUCCGGCCACCAUCACAGCGAUUGGCAAUGAAGUUAUCUGGGUGAAACGUUCCAACGAAAGCAAAUUCAAGAUCAACAUGUCGCACUUGGCCAAGGGCAAAAUAUCCAUAAAACGACGAUAGUUUCUUCAUUUUCAUUACAAUUACAAUUAAGUGUACAUUUUAUUAAGAGAAAAAAGAUGAAAACAAAGCAAAUAUUUCACAAAACAAAUACAAAUUGUAAAUAAUUGUAA
Drosophila nasuta is the source of this 1253-nucleotide messenger RNA. RefSeq names its product sin3 histone deacetylase corepressor complex component SDS3. Bases 127 to 1143 code for a protein of 338 amino acids. The transcript has 4 exons. Lineage: Eukaryota; Metazoa; Arthropoda; Insecta; Diptera; Drosophilidae. The record is from RefSeq and is a predicted model, not a curated record.